CCCUGGGCGCAGCUGGGGCCGGGCUGGGGGCCGAGCCGAGCUGUGCCCGGGGCCGUGCGGGGCUGGGCACCGAGCUGCGGGGCUGGGCACAGAACUGCGGGGCUGGGCACCGAGCUGCGGGGCUGGGCGGCGACGGCGCCCGCCCGGCUGCUGCUGGGGGUGAUAAGCGGCUGCGGGCGGUGGGCAGGCACCGCGCCUUCCUCCUCCUCCUCCUCCUCCUCUCCUCCUCCUCCUCCGCCUGACGUCAGCCCGCGGCCCCGCUCAGUCUCGGGCGGCCGGCGGCGGGCAUGGCUGGGGGGCGGCGGCCGGCGGGGCUGGCCCUGGGCUGGGGCUGCUGCCUGCUGCUGUGCUGCGCUGCAGCCAGCAAGCUAGAGAUCUCCAUGCCACCUGUGGUGGAAGUGGAGAUGGGGGGCACAGCCAGGAUCGAGUGCAACUUCUACAUCCCUGAGAAUGCUUCCUACACCUACAUCGACUGGUUCUACGUGGACCGCAGCAACAGGCAGGUGAGGCUGUACCACGUCACAGCCAACGGCGUCCUGCAGGACGACACGGACUACAAGGAGCGCCUGUCACUGGGGCAGGACAAGGCCCUGUCCCUCAGCGCAGUGACGCUGCAGGACGCCAGGAUCUUCAUGUGCCAGGUCGGGGCUGGCAGCUACGGCGUGGGAGAGAACAGCACCCAGCUCAGCGUCUACAAGGUCCCCAGCACCCCUGAGAUUGAGCCGCACUCAGGAGGCAUCUCCGUGCACAGCAGUGAAAUCCCAGAGAUCGCCAAGUGCGUGAGCAAAAACAGCUUCCCACCCCCCAACAUCACCUGGCACAAGAACGGGCAGCAGCUGCACGCCCAGGAGAACCAGGUGACGAUGCCGUCGACGCUGACGCGCGAGUCCAGCGGGCUGUACACGGUGAGCAGCGCGCUGUACGCGCCCGUCACGCGCCAGGACCGCCACUCCCGCUACCACUGCACCGUGCACUACUGGCUGCAGGGACAGCGGCGUGCCCUGGACUCGCGGGGGGUCACCGUCAACAUCUUCUACCCCGCCGAGCACUUGAAGCUGCAGGUGGUGCCGUCCUCGACGCUGGUGAAGGAAGGGGACAAUGUGACGCUGGUUUGCGAGGCUGAUGGGAACCCACAGCCCGUCUUCAGCUUCUUUAAGAAAAAUCUGGAUGAGUGGCAGGACCUGACGUCGCUGGCAGAGCCCGACACCGGCGUCCUGAAGCUGCACGAUGUGGACAAGAGCAGCAAUGGCACGUACAGGUGCCAGUCCCUGGACCUGGAUGACAUGUCCCAGAUAGAGGAGGAAGUGGAUCUUGUUGUGAACUACAUUGAAGGGGUCCGUGUGAAGAUGGAGCCGUCCUCCACCCUCCGUGAAGGGGACAGUGUGACACUGAGCUGUGACGCCCACAGCCCCGUGGGCCUGAAAUACCAGUGGAGGGAUGAGGAGGGCACGAAGCUGGGGGACGGGAACCAGCUCUUCCUGAGCAACCUCACCUUCGAAACCUCCAAAAACUUCAGCUGCAAGGUGAUGGCCCCGAGCGUGCCAGGGCUGGAGCAGAGCAAGAAGGUGUUCGUGGCUGUCGAGGGGAAGCCGCGGAUCGUGGCCAUCAGCUCCCCGCUCCACGUGCGCCAGGACGAGCUGGUGAACCUGACCUGCAAGGCCAUCGCCUUCCCCCCGCCCACCCUCCAGUGGAGCAUCAACGGCACGGCCCACGAGUACGCGGACAAGCAGCACAUCGCCAGCAACCUGACGGUGCGGGUGAGCCACGAGCUGCUGCGGGCGGGAGCCAUGUGCCGGGUGUCCAACAGGCUGGGCGUCAGUGAGAAGCACAUCCAGCUGGUGGUGGAUGAUUCCAUCAGGAAAGAUCAAAAGCCAACAGCAGAGAGCCAAGGGGUGAUCAUCGUGGCCAUCAUCGUGGCCAUCCUCGUGGUGGCCGUGCUGGGCGCUGUCAUCUACUUCCUGCACAAGAAAGGCAAGAUCCCGUGUGGCCGUGCCGGGAAGCAGGACAUCACAAAGCCAGAGGCCCGUAAAGACAAGAUUGUAGUUGAAGUUAAGUCAGAUAAACUUUCCGAAGAGGCGGGGCUCCUGCAGGGCGCCAACGGCGAGAAGAGAGCCGCGGCUGACCAGAGCGAGAAAUACAUCGAUCUGAGAAACUAGAGAGCAAACCUACUAAGUGCUUUCUUCCUUCCAACCUUUCCUGCUCUUGGAUUGCCUUCUCCCACCCCUGCUGCAGCCCCUGGGGAGCACGGCCAGAGGCCAGCCGAGUGUCACCGCGCUGGGGCCACCUCCCUGGCUCUCCUGGCCAUUACCUCAGCCCUGGGCUCGCAGGUGUUGCCUUAGCAGCAAAGCUGGACUCGCUUUACUACUCCAGAGAAGCCACAGCAAUAUUAGGAAGAAUUAUAUCCCGUUAAUCCCUACUUGGUGGAAGGAUUUGAGGUUCUUUCAGGUAAUCUGUUCUGUACACGUCGUGGGAAGGUUCCGACGCAUUCUUUUUUACCCUGACCUUGCUCAGAGAGGCUGGUGAAAUUUGGGGUUGGGGAUGUCUGAGGCACCUUAGCUGUAGGGGGUGCAGGUUGGAGGAGAGAGGAGAGGCAGGGGGGUGUGUUGGAGAGAGGUUUGCAGCUCCUCAGAGGCUCUGAGUGCUUUGCUUUGUCUUUGAACCGUCCCUGGUCAGUUGAUCCCACAGGAGGAGAGGGCCUGGCAGAGCAAGGCAGGGUGCCAGUCCCCAGGAAGGUUUGAGGGUCUCUGCUUUGGGGCUGUGCUGACCCCAGGGGCAGGGCUGUCUCUCCCCUCUGAAUUUGGUUGUUGUAGGGAUGCUGCAGCAGCAGGACCCGGAGCUCCCACAGAUUGAAAUUCAAACUUGGCCAGGGCCAGUCAGUGACGUCUCAGGGUUUUUUUGUGCUCAGCCAUUGCCAGCCCCAGGUCCAGCUCCUCUCUGAGCUUCGCUGCCCCCCCUGGCCCCGCGGGGAGGGGAGAAGGGCAAGAACUGCCGGGAGCUUCUGUGCCAGCCCUGCCCUGCCCCGUGCCAGAGGGCCCAGCCCCUGCUGCCCCUCAGUGCCACCCUCUGAGCUCUGCUGCCCACAAGGCUUCGUCCCCUGGGUGUCACACAGGAGCCGUCCCCUCCUGCUGCACGUGGUGUCCCAGCAAAAGCUUUGGUUUAUAUAUAUUUGUGUUGGAUUGUGUGUACAUUUCCAGGAGUUUUAUUUCCUUUUUUUUUUUUUUUCUCCUUGUUGUUGUCCGAUACUUGCGAGGUUUUUUUUUUUUAUAUAUGUGAAAAUAAAGUACGGAUUCAAAGCUGAGUGCUGGAGUUUGUUCCCACAGACAGAAGGGUGGGAAGGGCAUUCCAUAAUCCCAUGGAGCUUCCAAGAGGAUCCAUUUAUGCCCCUGUGGCUGCUAAUAAUACACUAAUUAAUAUCAGUGCUAAUAAAUCUGUCCAUAACAACAACAACAACAACAAUAA
Passer domesticus (house sparrow) is the source of this 3459-nucleotide messenger RNA. It is a transcript of the gene MCAM, whose product is annotated as melanoma cell adhesion molecule. The transcript has 16 exons. Bases 288 to 2156 code for a protein of 622 amino acids. Gene Ontology annotation, molecular function: laminin receptor activity. Gene Ontology annotation, cellular component: plasma membrane. NCBI's taxonomy places the organism in Eukaryota, Metazoa, Chordata, Aves, Passeriformes, Passeridae. The record is from RefSeq and is a predicted model, not a curated record.